AUGCCACCUAAGAAAGGUAAGGGCAAACAACCACCGCCAGCACAAGCCAAAACCUUAAUGGGCCCUCCUCCUAAACCUAAGAAACCUCCACCUCCUCCUGCUUGUUUUGGACCAGAAGACUUGGCGAAGUUCAAAGAAAUGUUUAAAGCUCACGAUGAAGAAAAUAUAGACAAAGUUAAGCUAGAGGCCAUCCCUUUAAUGUUGAGAAAAUUAGGAUUUAACCCGAAAGGCGCAGAGAUAAAAGAACUUUUCAGAUUAUUUUUGGAAGAUGAUCUAGUUGACACAGUGGAGUACCACGAAUGGCUAUUUAUGAUAGAAGCUAAAAUGAAUUGGGGUGAUGAUUUUGAAUUGGCAGUGACAAAAGCAUUUGCUGCAUUAGGACAUGAUGACGAUGAAACUGGUGUUGCAGACUUAGAAGUAUUACGCGAGGAACUUAUGACGUGGGGUGAGCCUUUAUCUGAAAUUGAGUUUGUAGACUGGCUUCGCUUAGCGAUAAAAGAUAAAACUUAUAAUCCAGAAGAUGGCACGGUACAGUACGAUAAGUUCAUUGAAAAUAUGAAUGCUAAAGAUGAGAGGUACAUAAAAGAACCCAUCAACUUCUUUAAACUGGAUCAGAAGACCUUAGCUGAGAUGGCAAUGAAGAAGGCUCAAGAAGAACGCGAAGAACAAGAAAAAAAAGAUGCUGAAAAACGUGCAAGGGAAGAAGCAAGAACACAGAGAAUGAUCGCUGAAGGCUUAAUACCUUCAGAU
This is a messenger RNA of Brenthis ino (lesser marbled fritillary), 750 nucleotides long. The record is from the annotation of a GenBank genome assembly. Lineage: Eukaryota; Metazoa; Arthropoda; Insecta; Lepidoptera; Nymphalidae.